CGUUUUGAGCAGGUGACGUGUAUUUUCCGGUUAUUCACUAUGUUGUGCAGUUUGUACGUGUUGUUUUGAGAAAUCACUUGGAGAUCUGCAAUCUUCAAUUCUGAUCUGAGAAAUGACUGAAAGCAGGUGAGAAAAACUGUAAUAAGGACCUGGAUACAGGUGUGACGUCAUCCGCCCCCACUGGCCGCCACUGUGCACGCGUGGACUGUCCGGGUGGGAUACAAGGAGCGCGCGAUCGUGUAUCUCUUUCACCAAAACUCGCCAAAGACGUGCGCGUAAGCGCGCGUGCGCGUACGCGUGCCUCGGUCGCGCCUGGUAGUUUCCGCACGGCGCGGUUUAGCGAUGACGUCAUCCUCACUGUCGGCUCAGGAGCGACGCACGGCGCGGGUCGUGUUCCUGGGCGCCGCGGGCGUGGGGAAGACCUCGCUGAUCGCGCGCUUCCUGCACGUCCGAUUCGAGCCGCAGCACGCGCGCACCGUGGAGGAGCUGCACACGCUCAAGGGUGAUCUGGACGGUGCCGCGCGCCUGGUCCUGGAGAUCCUGGACACGAGCGGCAGCUACGCGUUACCGGCCAUGCGCGCGCUUCGUAUCCGAACCGGCGACACCUUCGCAGUCGUGUACGCGACGCGCGAGCUGUAGCUGCGCGGCUCGCUCGAGGAGGCGCUGCGCACACCGACGUGCGGUAGAGACCGCGACCAUGAGAAAACCAAGAGGAGAAAAAAACACAGCUGCGUUCUGUCCUAAACACCAAACUGCACCGGGAACCCGCACUUACUUCCGGUGUUCCGGCAACCAUCAGCCUCAACCCAGACCUUCUCAAACCAGUGAAUUUCUGCUGCAGAUGUUACAGAACAGUUCACAUCUGGAAUUGUGAAGGAAACCAGUAGAGAAGGAGAGAAGUGUGAAUGAAUAGGUUCUCCAGGUUCUCCUGAUUCAUCUUGAUUUCUUUUAGACUGUUAUUAAGAAAGACAUGAUCCAGACCAGCGUUUAAGACCACGAAGGUGCUGAGAUUCCAACUCCAUCAUGAAAACAUACAGCUUCACCUCUGACUGUUACGGAGCACUGACACUGGAGACUCCUUCCAAACACACACACACACACACACACACACACACACACAUUACAGAUGUAGGAAUCCUGUACACAUUAUACCUGUAUGUAUUAUUAUGACACUGAGAGAAACCCCUCUGUACUCUAUACAUAAAGAUUUGGGUUUUGUGUGUGUGUGUGUGUGU
Molecule: messenger RNA, 1235 nt
Organism: Silurus meridionalis
Lineage: Eukaryota; Metazoa; Chordata; Actinopteri; Siluriformes; Siluridae
Gene: rasd3
Product: RASD family member 3
Exons: 3
Coding region: 343-639 (98 amino acids)
Molecular function (GO): GTP binding; GTPase activity
Source: RefSeq, a predicted model, not a curated record